This is a messenger RNA of Rotaria sp. Silwood1, 564 nucleotides long. The record is from the annotation of a GenBank genome assembly. Lineage: Eukaryota; Metazoa; Rotifera; Eurotatoria; Philodinida; Philodinidae.
AUGUUAUCACAUGAUACACUUCAUUCAAAACAAGUUAUUAAAAUACAAGAUUUAAUAAAACAUUAUGAUUCAUUAUUCGCAAGUGGACAUGAACCUGAAACACAUGUUAUUGUUAAUAGUGUUCAAAUUGAAGAUGAUAAAUGGGAACGUCUUUCACGACAAAUUGAUCAAUCACUUUUGGAUAUUUAUUCCACACAAUUAACACUAUUUGAUGUUGUCUCAUCAGCUGCAUUACGAUCAAUUGAUCCAUUUGUUAUUGCUUUUCGAGCAUUAAGUUUAUUUGAUCGAUUAUUUUUUCAUCAUGGUUCAUUUAUAUAUCUAUCUGAUUUAUUUCCAUCAUCACAACAUUUAUCAAAUUUAUAUGAUGAAUAUUUUUGUACAUGGUUUGAUGAAGAUGGUGUAAUAAUAUCCUUAAUAAGUUAUAAUUUAUGUAAAUCUAGUAUAUUACUUGAACAAAGAACAAAAGAAUAUAAUGAAUUAUAUAUACAUUUAAUUGAACGUAAUUAUAAAUUAAUAACUAAAACUCAUGCAUAUGCAUCAUGUUUAUUCGUGAAGUUGAUUUAA